Messenger RNA from Paracoccidioides brasiliensis Pb18, 1665 nucleotides. RefSeq lists its product as uncharacterized. Gene Ontology annotation, molecular function: oxidoreductase activity, acting on paired donors, with incorporation or reduction of molecular oxygen; monooxygenase activity; iron ion binding. Bases 1 to 1665 code for a protein of 554 amino acids. The record is from RefSeq and is a predicted model, not a curated record. The transcript is spliced from 6 exons.
AUGGCCGAGUUCACAGGACUGUCCUGGUUCAAUAUCGUUGAAUGGCAUUUAAUCGCCAUUGCCAUGUCGCUAAUCAUAAUUCAGAAUCUCUGUCGUUCAAUAUAUCGCACCAUCAAGUCUCCCUUCCCGGGGCCCAAACUAGCCAAGUUCACUAAAUGGUGGCUGACGCUGCAUGAAUUGCGAGAUGGGAUUCUGAACACGACCCAUCAUGCCCAUCAAAUCUACGGUCCAAUCGUGCAAUUGGGCCCAAAGAUGAUUUCCUUCUGUCAUCCAGAUGCUCUACGGGAUAUCUACACAGGACCCCAUGGAGGCCUUGAUACCUUUGACCUUGUUUGGUUUUUUGAGCAGUAUGGCUCGCAAAACCUAGUCAGCACCAUUGACCCAGAAUUGCAUCUAAUGCGCAGGAAAACUGUGGCGGGUCUUUAUACGAAUACCGUUGUAUCGUCGCCGGCUGUCCAGGCCCUGAUGAAAACGGUUAUCAAUACGUUCAUGGAUGAAAUUGAAAGGGAAGCAACAGCGGCAGCGGGGGAACUGCCCCCGCGAACUGUCGAUGUAUUUCCCCUCAUCAGAUGGUUUACUGCAGAUAUUAUGACCGGUUUGAUAUACGGACCUGGGAAACCUCUCAAUCUGCUGAAGAACGCAGACUCAAGGGCUGAGAUGGCUGAACUUCUCACCUCAAAUACAGACCAAGUGGCCAGCCUGUUCGCGAUUAUUUUGCAAUUAUUUCCGCUCUCCAUGUUGAAGCUACUAUCACCACUAAUCAACCCGGGGACGAAAAUGGCCGCUUACGGCAUGUCCAGGGUCAAGGAAUCUCUCAGACUCCGUUCCCAAUCAUCAAACGACGAUCAUGGGGUGACCCAUGACAAGAACGAAAUCAAAGCACACCUCCAUCAUCUUCUUCACCUCUUCAAAAAGAACGGCCCUAGCCCUGCUCUCCCGAACGUGAACUAUAUAGCCAGCGAUAGCCUAGAUCACUUCUUCGCAGGCACCUCUACAACCGCCGACUUUCUCUCCGCGCUAAUCUACCGCCUUUCCCUCCCCGAAAACAAACGCCACCAAGACAACCUGCGCGACGAACUACGUUCUAUCACCUCAAAAGACCCAACAGCAUCUUUGGAAGAUAUAACCUUAUCAGACCUGCAAAGCCUGCCCUUCCUAACAAGUGUUUUACAGGAAACAUUCCGAACCAACCCGCCCAUCCCAUUCAGUCUCCUGCGGAUAGUUAAGGCCAAGAAUCCCGAUAUCACCGUGCUGGGCAUAAAGAUAGAGCCUGGAACCACCAUCUCCAUCCAACCAUACACCCUCCACCGCGACCCGGAGAUAUUUCCCAAUCCAGACGUCUGGGACCCGGAGCGCUGGCGUUCUUGUAUUACCACAACCACAACCACAGCCUCAGCCACGACGUCCACUUCCACAUCCACCUCCCAAAAGCACCGCCAGAUGCAACGCAUGCUCAUGCCGUUCGGGUACGGGGCGCGAACUUGCACGGGGAUUAAUCUUGCGUGGGCGAUUAUUCGUCUGGUGACGGCGAGGAUGUACAGCACUUAUAAGACGUCGUUGGAUGAAGGAGUAUGGUUUGAGGAGGGGAAGAAGGGGGAAGUGAGGAAGAAAAAGUAUUUGUAUCCGGAUGAUGGUGUGCAGCCAGUUGUGUUUAGGAGGGUUUGA